AAGAUACCCUCCCUCUCUCUCUCUCUCUCUAGAAAAAAUAAGAGUGAUUGCUUGCGCACACUUUCUCUCUCUAUCUACUAGACUACAGAUAUAGAUAUACACACUCCCUUUGGAGUUCCGAAGCUUCGGGUAGCUUUCCCUCGGCGACUGGCGCGCUUGAUUAGGGGCUCCCUCAUUAAUCCAGUCGAAGUUUUUUUGUUCUAGGGUUUCCAAACUACUGUGUGUUUCUAUACUUUUACGACUUUGUUUUUUCACUUAUCUUUAGUUUGAGUUCCGAAUUUUCAAAUCUCGAUCUAGGGUUUCCCGUUCAUACGCUUCUUAUGUUAUUUAUUGAAUUCUCUACUGUAAGUUAGUGAAUUGUGCUGUAUAUACCAAAAAAUUCCGUACGUUCCCGGGCAUUAGCUGCUGGAUUGUUGCUCGUGCUCGAGAUUGAGGAUUGGAUUUUUUCCAAGAUUAUUUUGGCUGCACUAGUGAGUAAACAAAUUCUGUAUAAGUGGGCAUAGCGGUAUAAUGAUGGCCAAGAAAGAUAGAUUCCCCCCUGGGUAUUCUGCUAGUGUUGCUCCACAUUAUGAAUCUGAAGGAUCUGGCAGCUCGGGACGGAUUGACUCAGUUGAUGGUUCUUCUGCGUCUAAGAGAAAAUGGGUUGAUUUGAAUUCAGCCUCGAGGGAUGGUUUCACUGUACCCAUACAAAUUAUUCCAUUGUCCAAAUUGUCUUCCUUUGAGAGGAAGAGUUUGGUGCUUCGUCUGACAUCGGAGCUUGAGCAGAUUCGACUUCUCCAAAAUAAAGUUGAGUCGCAGAAGAAAAAAACUACUGUAAAUAAAUUUACAAAGUCAAAUUCUAGUGAUAUUCUCACUUGUACUAAUGGACAACAGAAAGGGCUGCAAGUGGGUAACUUGAAAAAAUCAGCGAUGUUGGAUUCUGCACCUGGGAAAAAAGCUCGGGGUUGGAAUCGGGGUAUAACAGGAAGGUUUCAAUCAGCAAGCGACAACUCACAUGUGAAUGCUAACAAUGCAACACUUAAGCAGUGUGAAGGUCUCUUGAAGAAGCUGAUGUCGCAACAAUUUGCUUGGGUAUUCAAUUCACCUGUCGAUGUGGUGAAACUGAACAUUCCGGAUUAUUUUACUAUAAUUAAAACCCCCAUGGAUUUGGGAACAGUUAAGAGCAAACUCAAUUCAGGGAAGUACUCGCAUCCUUUGGAAUUCCUAGAAGAUGUCCGACUUACUUUUACCAAUGCAAAGACAUACAAUCCACCUGGGAGUGACGUCCACGUUCUGGCUGAGACAUUUAGUCAGUUCUUUGAAACGAGGUGGAAAGCUAUUGAGAAGAAAUUUGUGGUGACUACUUCCAAUUCAGCACCUAAAAAAUCAGGGGGUAUUGAGGAAACUGGAGUGGCCAAGACAUUGGCCCCAUCAAAAAAGAGGAAGCUCAGCCCACGACAGCAUGAAGUAAUACAAGAACCUACAAAGAGGAAGAUGACAGAUGAGGACAAGCAUAAAUUGAGCAUGGAAUUGGAAGGUAUUGAUGGGGACCUACCAGAUGCCGUCAUUGAUUUUCUGAGGGCACAAACCUCAAAUAGAGGUGAUGGUGGAGAGGAUGAGAUUGAGAUAGACAUCGAUGAUCUUAGUGAUGACACUCUAUUUACCUUGAGGAAGCUUUUAGAUGAACAUUUACCAGAUAACCAGAAGAACCUUGCCAGAUCUGAGGCCUGUGAGAUUGAGCUCCCAAAUGUAUCAGGGCUUAGCAAUUCGUCACUGCAAGUUGACAAAGGCAAUGAUAACGAUCCCAUUGACGAGGAUGUUGACAUUGGAGGAAAUGAGGCUCCUGUAACUAGCUAUCCCCCAGUUUUGAUUGAAAAAGAUGUUGGGGGCAGAGCUGAAGAAUAUAAUGAAGCAGGUCCGGACUCUGAUAGAGGGUCUGAAUGCUCCAAGGGUUCUUCAGCUGUAAAGCAAGCACAGGAUGAAACAUGUCACACAGCAGAUUCAGCUAAAAAGGGUGACACCGGUGAGCUGGUUGGUGAACAUCCAUCUGCUAGUGAAUUGGACCACCUCGAACAUGGUUCAGUGAAGCCUUCCUCGAGCGAUUCAGAUGGUCAAGUAGAUGUAGAGGGUGCACAAGAUGACAGGCAAGUCUCCCCAGACAAGCUGUACAGGGCUGCUAUCUUGAAGAACCGAUUUUUGGACACAAUCCUAAAAGCUCGAGAGAAAACUCUAACUCAGGAUGAAAAGAUGGACCCUGAGAAACUCCGACGUGAAAGAGAGGAACUUGAGAUGCACAAAAAGAGAGAGAAGGCUAGGCUGCAAGCAGAAGCCAAAGCUGCAGAAGAUGCUCGUAAGCGGGCUGAAGCUGAAGCUGCAGCUGAAGAGAAAAGGAGAAGGGAGCUCGAGAGAGAAGCAGCGAGAGAAGCGCUGCUCAAGAUGGAGAAGACGGUUGAGAUCAACGAGAAUUCGCGUUUUCUCGAGGAUUUAGAAAUGCUAAGGACUGCCCCUCCCGAGCAACUAGUACUAGCUAGCUCAGUCGAUGAAAUGAGCCCAGAGGACUCACAGGAUGGGUUUGGGAGUUUCAAAUUCGGAAGCAAUAAUCCGUUGGAACAGCUUGGAUUGUACAUGAAGAUGGACGACGACGACGACGAACCCGAGCCCCCAGCAGCCGAUCCCAAUGCUACUACACAAGAUGUAGAGGAAGGUGAGAUUGAUUAGCCUACUUUGCAAGAAACAAGAUCCAUCACCGAAUACUACUCAUUGGACUCGAUAUUCUUAGUCUUCUUCACCUUCGGAAAAUCACAAAAAAAAAAAGAAAAAAAAAUCUACGAAGAUGGUAGAAAUUAGAAACUAGUUGUCUGAGAUCCAACAUUAUUUGAGUGUGGAAUACGUGUAGCCGAUUUUAUGUUGUAUGAAUAUGAUGGUGUGGUGAAAAUUGGCUCCUAAUUUUGCAGUAUUGCAAAUUGAAUUUGCAUAUUUCUAUUGCAAAAUGUAAGUUUAUCG
This is a messenger RNA of Salvia miltiorrhiza (redroot sage), 2982 nucleotides long. Its product is annotated as transcription factor GTE8-like. Lineage: Eukaryota; Viridiplantae; Streptophyta; Magnoliopsida; Lamiales; Lamiaceae. The transcript is spliced from 11 exons. Bases 511 to 2697 code for a protein of 728 amino acids. The record is from RefSeq and is a predicted model, not a curated record. Gene Ontology annotation, molecular function: protein binding.